Messenger RNA from Gambusia affinis (western mosquitofish), 3502 nucleotides. RefSeq lists its product as uncharacterized. The coding region runs from base 139 to 1188 and encodes 349 amino acids. The record is from RefSeq and is a predicted model, not a curated record. The transcript is spliced from 15 exons. NCBI's taxonomy places the organism in Eukaryota, Metazoa, Chordata, Actinopteri, Cyprinodontiformes, Poeciliidae.
UUACAGCAGUGUCAUCUCUGACGGCAGCCGUUCCGUUUGAAGCCUUUACGUAAUGACGUGAGUAGAAGUAGCAGCGGUGAAGUCACUUUGACUAGUUUGUGAUAACGGUAAACGUCUGUUUGCUCUUCAGGAGAAGUUAUGGCUGUUCUGCUGGGGAAAGUGAGGCGCACCAACGCAGCAGCUGCCUCUGUACUGGAACAAGCAGAUUUCUGCACAGAUUCAGAGAUCCGGUCUCUGACUCGAGGAGACCUACAUGAGCUGUUUCCCGGACCGGAGAAGCUGAAGCUAAGACGGAUCAUCUUCAGAAUUAUAAAGAAGCAUAAACCAAUAAAUGUACUCCUGAAAGAACUCGAAGGUUUCAUCCUACCGUAUUCCCUCAGGGAUUCUCUGUCUUGCAGUGGGGUCUUGGUUGACUACCUUCAUACCCUGAAGGACAUGAAAGAUCAGCUGAAUAAUGUGCAGAGUGUCAUUGAAGCGCACAUUAAUUUACUGGAGGACAUCAGUAAAGCUCAGCCAUGCCAGGAACAAGACUCAGAUGUUUUAUCCAGUACUGGCACAAAGGCUCCCAGUCUUUCACCAGAGCCUUACGUCACACCAGAGAACGGACAUUCAUAUGCAGCUCAAGUGAUGUACCAGAUGGUUGUCGGUGGUAAAACCUUUGAUGCCCAUCUUCAGCUGAUGGCCGAGGUCCAAGCCCAAAUGCAGUGCCAGGUUCAGCUCAUUUCAUGCAGUCAGGACGGCCAAGUCCUCAUAGUCUUCUGCCCAAUCACUUCCCGGACCGGGGCAGAUGUUGAUGGAGCCAUGCGUAAUGUAACAGGAAGGGGACCUGUUAUCCUGGUGUUGAUGCACCACACACUUAACAUCAGGCAUACAGCAACAAGGAGGAUGUGGUCGGAUUACUCAAAUAUUGUGCUGCAUGUCAAUAUUUUCUACCACAAGAAAGUGCAUGGAUUGCUGAAGUGUCAAGAAAAUAAUGCUGCUGUGAUCCAGAUCCAGAACAAAUUACUUGAAUACUGUACUCCAACAAGUAAAUGGGCUGUGACUGGUGGAUAUAAUAGCCCUGACAUUGACAGCUGCUCCCAUUUGGAUGGUGAGGGCAGUGAGUUUGGCUUUAGGUUGUUCAACAGUGACAGUAGCAGCAGCAGCAGCAACAGUGACACUAAAAGUAUUUGGGGGCGUGUAGAAUAGAGGUUUAUUUAGUUUUCUCUUUUUUCAGUUUACAGCGAUGUGAAGUUAUAAACGUAUUCAUUGUAAUUGUCUUGGGAUAUUGUGCUGUAGUAUAUGAUGACUUUUGCAUCUGUCCUUUUAUAGGUUUCCUGGAAGCAAUAGUGAUGUUGAUCAAAUAAGUAAUACAAUUCCGUUUUACCUCUUGCAAAUGUAAUCUACAUAUUAAACAAAUGAAACUAUUCUGUCUCUUUUUUAUAAUUAAUUUCAUGCACAUGUUUAUUUAAAAAAUAGACAUGAGAACAAAUGUAAAGGGGUUUUAAUACAGAUGUGUUAUGGCCUACCCAAUUAUAGGAACAAUUUUUGACUUGAUAGUUGCCCAGUAGUCAUCAACACCCUUCACAAGUGGAGGAAACCACAAACAGUCAUUGGUAAAAAAUAAAAAAUAGAAUGUCUAUGAAAUUUUUAUUUAUUCUUUUUCCAAGCACAUUUAUGUGGUGAAAUAAGUGCGGAAACACUUCAUGCUUCUCUCUGUUGAAAAUCUUUAUGGAGAUGCUGAGGUAAUUAGUGGGCUAUUGUGGCGCAAACAGGCUGGUGUACUUGCCUGCAUAGGGAAAGACAAGUACUUACUUGAAAGAGGCUCCAGGGAGUUUAGAGCGCCCUCUAUGCUUCGACGUGAGAAAAACAGCUCUGGUCCACUUCAGUUUCGCUUUCUCUUAACUGGAAAAGGGCUUACAUUAUCGUGCUAAAGGGUAACCGAGAAAACACACGGAACAAAAAUUAAAUUACUAAGCUGUCCUCUGUUUUUAUUCACUUCCGAAAAAAAAAAAUGAACGGUUUGCUAAAGGAAAUACAAAUCUACAAUCCAACCGCAGCGAGGACACUUGAAAGAGCAGAUUUCUACACAGACUCAGAGAUCCAGUCUCUAACAAGAGAAGACCUGCAUGAGCUUUUUCCUGGAUCUGACAAGCUAAAGUUGAGGAGGAAGAUUUUUGAAAUAAUAAACAAACAGAAACCAAUUGAGAAGCUCCUGAAUGAUCUUAGAGGUUUCCUCCCAGAUGAUUCUAUAAAGGAUGCUCUAUCCAACAAUGGGGUGUUGGUUGAUUACCUCCAUCUCCUGAAGGACAUGAAAGCUCAACUGAACAAUGUGCAGAGUUUCCUUGAAGCGCACAUUAGUUUAUUGGAGGAUAUCAAAGCUCAGCCACAGCAGAAACAUGAUACAGGUUCUGCUGCUAAGGCGCUGGCUGGUUCAGCAAGUUCCUUUUUUGUAUCAAAUGACAUCAUUUCACAAAAGUCUCCUGGCAAGUUUCACUUUCUCUCUUGUUUUUGCAUUACUGACAUUUAGCCUCUUUUGUAAUAUAUUUGUUGUAUUAAUAAUUUUGAAAAGCUGAGCUCUUAAAAAUAAAUUAAGUAAUAUCUUUAGAACCCUUAAGUAACAAUUUUUUUCUAAUCCAUUCGAUACUUUCUUAGUGCAAAUAAACCAAAGUGUUGGGGCUUCCAGGUCAACAAGCUUUUACUCUGGUGGUCGUUCCCAGGUUGCCCAAGUGACUGUGAACUACAACAUAGUGGUCAGUGGUCAAACAUUUGAUGCCCAUUGUCAGAUUCUGAGCCAAGUCAAGAGCUCAGGACAGCAGCUGAACUUGGUGGAGAGCCAGAGCAUUGAGGAUUGCCACAUCGUGUUGGUCUUCUGUCCAAUUGUUUCACGUACAGGAACAGAUGUGGAAGCAGCCAUGAAAAAGGUUACAGGUACUAAACCUGCCAUUCUGGUCUUGAUGCAUCAUGCUUAUGAGCCAAAACAUGUUGCCACAAUGGGAACCUGGGACUACAACCCUAAGAUUGCGCAGCAUUUCAGUGUUUUCUAUCAUGAGAGAGCAAAUGGAUUAAUAAGCUGCAAAGAAAAUAAUGAUGCCAUCUCUGGAAUACAGCAGGAAUUAUUAAAACACGGAGUAGAUACAGAGAAAAGGGAAUAUCCAGCUAGUGAAAAAAAAAACUUUGGUUUUUUUAGCUCUUUGUAUCCAAGAUACAACUCAUAGCUUGCAGCGGCUGUGCUAAUUGUGACAAUUAUAACAACUAAUAGUGUAAAACAGUUGGCAAGAAAAAGUGAAAUGAUUCAGAUCUGCCUAUCCGUAUAUAUGCUAAUUGUGGAUGGUUAAUCAGUUUAAAGUCAAAUCAUUGUUAACAUUUAUAGUUAAUUCUUACAUACUUUUUGUCUAAAAUAAUAGAAUAAAUUCUUAAGACUCCAUUGGUGAGAAGUAAGAAAACAGCUUGUUUAUCUUUACUGAACAGUUUAUCUUUAAACAGUGACUGUAAUUCAAUAAAUAAACCAGAUGUUUCAAAA